Messenger RNA from Pangasianodon hypophthalmus (striped catfish), 1696 nucleotides. It is a transcript of the gene npm1a, whose product is annotated as nucleophosmin 1a. Bases 112 to 993 code for a protein of 293 amino acids. Gene Ontology annotation, cellular component: ribonucleoprotein complex; centrosome; cytoplasm. Gene Ontology annotation, molecular function: histone binding; RNA binding; chromatin binding. Gene Ontology annotation, biological process: ribosomal large subunit export from nucleus; chromatin remodeling; ribosomal small subunit export from nucleus. The record is from RefSeq and is a predicted model, not a curated record. The transcript is spliced from 11 exons. NCBI's taxonomy places the organism in Eukaryota, Metazoa, Chordata, Actinopteri, Siluriformes, Pangasiidae.
CGCCCAUAAAGUGGGCGUGUGAACGGGGCAGACCGGAGCCGCGUGUCCCUCCUCGUGUGCCGUAGAAGCUCCACUACACCGGCUCUUAACACACUCACACAGGGAGCAGACAUGGACGCCGAGCAGAUGGGCCCUCAGACCUUCCUUUACGGCUGCGAGCUGAAAGAGGGAAAGGAAGUGACCUUUAACCCCGAGGAUGACGACUUCGAGCAUCAGCUGUCCGUCAGGAUGGCGUGUGUCGAUCCGGCCACCAAAGACGAGCUGAACGUCGUGGAAGUCGAGGGCCAGGACUCGGAGGGUCAGAAGGUCAAAGCCGUGCUGGCCACGCUGAAGCCGUCCAGCAUGCCGAGCGUGUGUCUGGGUGGGUUCGAGAUCAGUCCUCCUGUAGUUUUCCGUCUGCGUACCGGUUCCGGUCCAGUUCACAUCAGCGGCCAGCACCUCAUCAUGAUGAGCGGAGAUCAGUCUUUUGAUGAAGAUGAGGAGGAAGAGGAGGAGGAGAUGAGGACAGCUGUGAAGAGAGGAGCUCCAGCGGCUGCAAAGCCAUCAAAAAAGAUGAAGAUGGAAGAGGAGGAUGAAGAUGACGAUGAGGAAGAUGACGAUGAUGAAGAGGAUGAGGAGGAGGAUGAGGAGGAGGAGGAAGAGAGCGAGGAGGAGACGCCAGUGAAGGCCAAGAAGCCGGCAGCCAAACCCCAGACUCCUGCUCAGAACGGCAAAUCCAACACACCAGCACCCAAACAGAACAAGACACCAGAUGCUGGCAAGAAGAACGAGAAGAAACCACAGACCCCCAAAAGCCCGAAGACGCCCAAAACUCCACAAGCGCCGCUCAGCAUCACGGAGAUCAAGGCCAAGAUGAUGGCUAGCGUAGAGAAGGGAGUGAUGCUGCCCAAACUUCAGCCCAAGUUCGAAAACUAUGUGAAGAACGGCUUCAAAGUGACUGAUGCAAAGGUGAUUGGAGAGCUGUGGCAGUGGAGACAGACAGUGAAGAACUAAUCCAACAUUUUACUUAGUUAAAUUAUGUCGUUGUCUUUUUUUUUUUUUUUUUUUUUAAUUUCUCCCUCCUGAGUUGUUCUGCAUGAUAUCCGUGCCAUUCCUUUUAAAAGUUCCUUUAAAUGUCACUUUAUUCUGCCUGUGUUCCUUGUUUUUCCCGAUUCGGACCUGCCGAGGUGCAACAUCGUCCCGUCUCUCGCAGAAGGAGCUUCAGAAGAUGUCUUCUCUUUUUUUUUUUUUUUUUUUUUUCCCUUUCUUUUUUUUAAUUUUGAGUUUGUCAUGUUCAGAAACUCUUGCAGGUUUCUGAUUCCUCUGAGAAGCUGCGUGAGCUUCUCCUGAUCUGUAAAUUUCAUCAUGAGUGCAGCUAAGGGACGUUGUGUCUGAACAUUUUCUGUGUCGUGUGAGUUUGAAGCAUAUGAAGCUGGACUUGUGAAUAUACUGUAAAAUAGCACAGGUUGGAUGUGUAAGUCUGAGAAAAGCCGCUCUCUACCCUCCGAGUUGGAAUAAAUGAAACGUGUCUGUCAUGCUUUUGCAAUGAAACAAAUUUUACUGCACAGGAAUAAAGAGUUUUGGAAAAAAAAAAUAAUAAUAAUGUUGGCACCUUUUAUGAUUUGUUUCUUUCUACAGUAUGUUGAGUUGCACCUGCUUCAGAGAAGAUGCUUUCUAAACCACGUUUAAUAAAAAGCAAAGAAAAGUGGAAUUUAAA